AUGUGGCAGUGCUGGCCCCUGGUUGGUGUCCACGUCUCCCAGAACCUUUCAGCACCAGUACCAGGCCUGGGCUCCAAGGUGGGCCAGCCGGAGGCAGGAAGGAAAGGGCUCUGGGUCUUGCCAGAGGACCCAACACUCAGGAGGCUGCAGAGAUCUCAGCCUGAGCAGAAGGUGAGCCCAGCUCUGGCUCACUUUCCUUUGGGGCAUCAGGGUUUGUUGUAGCAUGGAGAUGGAGACCAAGUUAAUUAAAUUUGGGGGGGGGUGUCUCCCAGCAACGAGGAAGCUUUUUAUUGCUGGCUUGGUUGGAUUGGGUGAGUUACCUUAUUUCCUUGGGGUUCUUUUUGCAGCGCCCAUGGGGUGCUGUGGGGCUCAUUCUGGAACUUCACCAAGUGCCUGGAGCCUGGGUGUCCAGAACACAGUCAGGCAAGUAGUCUUUGGGGGUUCUCCCAAGUCUGAGGACCAUCGUUUGGGGCUUGAGUUGAAGAAAUGCUGUGGCGGUGGACUCUCACGUCCUGCGUUUUGCUCUCAUUGAGGCUGCUCCGAAAGCCCCCUGUUUGAAUGGGGCAGUGGAAGGGUAGCAGCAGAACAAGGGCCGGGUCUCUCCAUAAGGUGGUCUCUGCCAGCUGUGCCCUCUGCUCAGGACAGGGUCCUGAGUUGGGGGAGUCCUGGCCCAACUCCCUUUCUGGGGACUAAGGGACCACUGGACAUUGCCUCUGGUCCUGGCUGGUUUGGAAUUGAGAAGUUCUCUCCCAAAGUCUGUCUCUGCUUGUUUGCAGCACAAAACACUAGGGAUCUUUCUGCCAUCCCAGGUAAGCAGGAGCCGCCUUGCGAAUCUGGUGGCCCUGAGCCUGAAUGCUCUUUGAGGGGAGUCCAGCUUUGGGUAAGGAAAGCUCUGCUGCGCAAGGCAGCCCCUUUCUGCUGACGUUUCCCUGGCACCUGUACAGGCUGGACGGGUCCUCAGUCGGACCCAGCAAGGUAGUUCCACCAGGGGAGCAGGCCUUCCUUGCAGAGCAGAGUAAAUGGAACCACUCUGGGAGGUGAUGCUGUUUGCAGCAGCACUCCAGAAGGGGCACUACCUGCCAGCUGGCAGGCGGGUGACUCAGGUGCCAAUUGCCACGUUUGUGGUGAGUGGGUGGGAUGCAUUGUCAAGGGUGAUUGACAUGUGCGUGCGUGGGGGGGGAGUGGGGAAGGUGCCUCCUGCCCCUGCUGAGAGGGUGGGAGGGCUGAGUCUGGCGCUGCUGAUUCAAAUGUAGAGAGAUGGAGCACAGGGCAGGCAAGCGAAGCUGGCAGGACUGCUGGACUCCAGAACCAUCUCUGGGAGCUGCACAGAGGGAGGGAGGGAGGGAGGGGGAGGAAAGCCAGCCUGCAGGUCUGCCCUGUCCUGUUCCACCACCACCCCCGCCCCGUUCCUGGACCAGCUUGAGGCAUCCAGUGAUUGGGAGCAGUGCAGCUAGAGCACUCUGCUCACCUAGAGAGCCAGCGUGGUCUAGUGGUUAGAGUGUCAGGCUAGGGCCUGGGAGACCAGUGCUCAAAUCCCCACUUGGCCAAGAAGCUCACUGGGUGACCUUGAGUCUCGCUCAGCCUAGCCCAGCCCACAGGGUAGUUGUGAGGAGGAGUAGAACCCUGUGCACCACCUGGAGCUCCGUGGAGAGAAAGGUGGGAUGCAGUAAAUUUUAAAAAAUAAAUAUAUCAGUGGUAGCCCAACCCUGGUGGCAAAAUGACAUGGGAGAUGUGAGGGUGGGUUGUUGUUAUUUUAACUGAGUGAUGGGGAAGAGGGGUAUUGCUGCUUCUGGCGCCACAUGGGAGCUCACCUCAGCUUUGUCUACGUGCCAGAAGGUGAUGGCAGAUCAGAAGAAAGGUAUGUCCAUGCAGUGCAGUUGGCCUCCCUUGAAGACUCUGGCCUGCGUCCCACUUGAGGGGGGGUCACAAUUCUGCACAAGGGCCAAGGUGGGAAGCCUCCAGGGGCCGUCCAGACUUUCCUGCCCUCCAACAGCCAUCUUCCCCCAGAGUCACUGGCCAUGCCAGCUGCUGGAAGUUGGAGCCUCACAGGGUCUGCAGAGCCCUGGACAGCCAUCCUCCCUGCUUUUGGGAGUCCUCUACAACCUCCACACACAAGUGGAAAACAGGCUGGACAGGCAACGGGGCUCAGAUGCAAGAGGGACCCGUUUUCUCAAGGCUCCUUCCUGUUUUCUUGCAGAUCCUUCAAUGGGAACAGAAACUGGGACCUGGACCGGGUGCUUGUGGAGGGAGCAUGCGCCCCUUGUGCAUCCGUUUAACCUGGGCAACAAAUGAAGGAGGCCCCAGAGACCAGAGGACUCUGUUGCGGGUGACAGCAGCUUUGCAGGAGUGA
Podarcis lilfordi (Lilford's wall lizard) is the source of this 2350-nucleotide messenger RNA. The record is from the annotation of a GenBank genome assembly. Lineage: Eukaryota; Metazoa; Chordata; Lepidosauria; Squamata; Lacertidae.